ACAGCUCAGAUCUGUUUCUUCUCUAGCUUGGGAAGCAGGAGCUGCAGCAGCCAGGAGGAAUCUCUAACAAACGUUGUUUGAUACCGGCCAACAUGGAGGAAGCAGUAGCGGCAAUUACCUGCGAACAGGACUAAUCCACUGGCUUCCGCUCCAGCCAUCCAGCUGUGUACUAGAAGGGAGGGAAGCUUGAUCCUUCACCCGUGGAGUCACAUCUGUCCGUCUACACGCCCGACAGCAGGAGUAGGGGGUUAUUUUCCCCUUCUGGCUGCCUGCAUCUAGGCUAAGAGGCAAAGGAGGGUGGGGAGCUCGCCUGUGAGGAGCCUCCCUGAGCCAUGGGCAACGAAGCGAGUUUGGAAGGGGAAGGUCUCCCUGAAGGGCUGACAGCUGCUGCUGCGGCGGCGGCAGCAGCAGCCGGAGAAGGGGACGGCGGGGCGGGGAGCACCUUACACACCAUGAUCCCGGCCGGCAUGGAGGCGGAUCUGAGCCAGCUGAGCGAGGAGGAGAGGAGACAGAUCGCUGCUGUCAUGUCAAGGGCGCAGGGUCUGCCCAAAGGAAACGUCCCCCCCGCCGCAGCGGAACCACCUUCUAUGCAAAGGAAACCAGAGUUUGAUACCAGUCAUCAUCCAAAGCAACCAGGGAAACCUCCAGAUCCUGGGCGUCCUGGACAACCCACCCUCAGUAAAAGUAGAACAACAGACACUUUGAGAACUGAGCAGAAAUCCCCUGGAAGGAGCCCUUCUACCACUAGCCUGAGAGAAUCGAAAUCUCGAAUGGAUUUUAAAGAAGAACAAAAGUCAAGCAUCAUGCCUAGUUUUCUCACAGAUUCCAACCCAUUAAGUGCUGUCUCGUCUGUUGUAAAUAAAUUUAACCCUUUUGAUUUGAUAUCAGACUCUGAUGUAUCCCAGGAAGAAGCCACUAGGAAACAAAAAGCUGCUCAGAAGGAACAGGGGAAACCUGAGGGAAUCACAAAGUCUGCGUCUCAACAGCAGUCCCCUAAACGAAUUACAAAGCUGCAAGGGCCUCCCAAAGCUACAUCUCAGCAAGCUGGUACUACCAAAUCAAUACCUCCUCAACAACCUGGAAAAACUAAACCUCAGUCUCUUGGGACAGGAAAGACAACUCAAGCUUUAGGGCCUGCAGAAGAAGAAGCUUCACAAUCAGAACAGGCAAAACCACAACUUCAGCAACGAGGUCCAACCAAAUCUCAGCCAGAUCCUGCAAAAUCAGAUCCUGCUAAAUCAGUACCACAAGGCCCAUCCAAAAUACUUUCCCAGCAACCAGGGCCUACAAAACUACCUUCCCAACAGCCAGACCCUGCAAAACCACCUGUUCAGCAGUCGGGCCCCACAAAACCUCUCACUCAGCAGCCUGGGCCAACAAAACCCCCCACUCAGCAGCCAGGGCCCUCAAAACCCCCCACUCAGCAGCCAGGGCCCUCAAAACCCCCCACUCAGCAGCCAGGGCCAACAAAACUACCCACUCCCCAGACUGGGGCUUCAAAGACCCUCACCCAGCAGCCAGGGACCACAAAACCAUCUACCCAGCAGCCUGGACCUUCAAAGACCCCCACCCAGCAGCCAGGGACCAUGAAACCUCCUGCCCAACAGUUAGGGCCCACAAAACCCCCCCCUCAACAGCCAGGACCAACAAAACCCCUUGGCCAGCAGACUACAAAACCAUCAAGCCAACAAGCAGAGCCUGGAAAACCUUUGCAACCACAAUCAACUUCAUCUCCAUCUACAGCACUGACGUCAGCACAGGUCCCCCCAAAAACCUUUUGUCCUCUUUGCACUACCACGGAACUUCUGCUACAUACUCCGGAAAAGGCCAAUUAUAAUACUUGCACUCAGUGUCAAACAACUGUCUGUAGCCUGUGUGGGUUCAGUCCGCCACAUAUAACAGAGGUUAAAGAGUGGCUUUGUUUAAACUGCCAGAUGCAAAGAGCAUUGGGUGGUGAUUUGGCCCCAGUUCCAUCAACUCCUCAGCAGAAACAGAAGGUUAGCCCUGUGGUUACAGCAUCUUCUGUGACUAAGCCAGCCCCUCCAUCCCAUCAGACUUCCCUGAAGAAAGAUGUUACCCCUAAACCAGAUCUUUCAAAGCCCCCUGAGAUUAAAAAGCCUCCGCUGCUCACGAAACAACCAUCCAUUCCAGGCUCUCCUCCAGCAAAAGCCAAGCAGCCUUCCCCAAGAGAGUCUGUAACCCAGCCAACCCCUCACCCAGAGCCUUCUCUCAAAUCUGAACAAGCCAAGGCACCAAUGGCUGAUGACAAACCCAAACAGCCAAAGAUACAGAAGCCUACAGCAGAUGUUGUGGCUUCCUCGUUAGCUGCAGCAAAACCUGAUCUCCCAGGCUCCAAAAUACAAUCACAGGUUCAGGAGAAAACAGCACAGCCUCCUAAAACCGAUUCUGCCAAAUCAACUCAAAUUAUCCCACCAGGGGGGGAUAAAGAAGUCCCACCUGAUUCUAAAGGCCCAUCACGUACUCCAUCUGAUUCCAAACUCAUUUCACAACCUGGUGUGAUUUCAGAGAGUAAAAGUCAAAAACAAGUUGAUCCAAUUCAAAAGAAGGAAGACCCUAAGAAAGCACAAACCAAAAUGAGCCCCAAGCCAGCCAAGCAAAUGCCAAAAGGAUCUCCUACUCUCCCAGGCACAAAGCCUAGUCCUGGACAACCCACACCUAUACCCCAGCAGCCCCCAAAGACUCAAGAGCAUUCAAGAAGGUUCAGUCUUAAUCUGGGAAGUAUCACAGAUGCCCCCAAAUCACAGCCCACAACUCCCCAAGAGACGGUGACUGGAAAACUAUUUGGAUUUGGAGCAUCUAUCUUUAGCCAGGCAUCAAAUUUAAUUUCCACAGCUGGCCAAGCAGGAACUCAAGCACAAGGUAUGCCAGGGGCUCCAACCAAACAACCCCCUCCUCCUCCACAUCCACCUGUGUCUCAGGUACCGCCUAAGCCCACCAGUCAAAUUCUACAAACAGUUCCUAAAACCACACCUGUUAAAAAGGACACAAAAACUCCAAUUGCUGAAAAAACUGAGGUGCCUAAAAUUGAACAGGUUGCCCCAGUCAAAGGCACAGAAUCAGAAAAGAAGCCUCUUCCCACAAAGGACAGCAAACCUCAACUGGUAGAACCACAAAAGGCUACUGGCACUCUGGAAUCAGAAAAGCCCACCAAGCCAAAAUCUACUUGCCCCCUUUGUAAAACUGGCUUAAAUGUGGGCUCUAAGGAUCCUCCCAACUUUAAUACUUGUACAGAAUGCAAGAAUGUGGUGUGCAAUCUCUGUGGAUUUAACCCAACGCCACACUUAACUGAGGUUCAAGAAUGGCUAUGUUUAAACUGCCAGACCCAGAGAGCAAUAUCAGGACAACUUGGGGAUAUGGGCAAAAUGCCACCUUCAGUCUCACCUCUUUCUUCAGAGAUGGUACAGAAACCAGCAGCUGUACCUCAGAGUCAGCCUCCAGUGACAGAGCAAAUAUCCCUCAAAACAUCUUCAAUGCCUGUCCAAGUGACAGAAAAAAAGAAAGAACAAGAAGCACAAAAAGAAGAUGAAAAAGGAAAAGAAAUACCUUCACUUGAAAAGAAGCCCCCAUUGAUAAGCACAGAUGAAAAGCAUGAGGAAAGCAAAUUGAAAGACAAGAUUAUAGACCCUGAUGAUUUGGGAAAAAAGCCCAAAGAGGAACAGUUGCAAGAGAUAAAGAAACCUGAGGUACCAGCUGCUAAAGAGAAAGCCUUAGACCAGGUAUCUCUUAAGGAAGUACAUGAGGAAAAACAAGCCAAGCCCAAGACAGAGGAUUCAGCGCCUGGAAUUCCCCAGACUCUGCCCAAAGAAGAGGAGAAGACCCAGAAAAGAGAUGCCAGGCCGCAGUCAACACCAUCAGUGAAACCUGAUAAGGUGGAAACAGUGAAAGAAAAAACAGAAAAGGAAGAGGACAAAUCAGAUACAUCAAGUUCUCAGCAACAGAAAAGCCCUCAAGGUCUGAGUGACACAGGAUAUUCUUCUGAUGGAAUAUCAGGUUCCCUUGGUGAAAUUCCAAGUCUUAUCCCAGGUGAUGAAAAGGAUUUGCCACAAGAACUCAAAAAAGAUUCUCAUUCUCAAGAAAGUAGUCCUACAAGUCCUUCAGAUCUAGCAAAGUUAGAAAGUACUGUUCUGUCCAUUUUGGAAGCUCAAGUGAAUUCACUUGUUGAAGAAAAAUCAGAAAAGAAAAAAGAAUUAUAUGGUGGGCUUUCUGAGCAGCCCAGAGAUGAACAGAAAACCAAGGAUUUUCCUGUCAUACUGGAAUCUUAUAGUUCAGAAGAAGAAGAAGAAGAGCUCAAGGAAGUUCAAGAAGAAAAGAAAGAUAUCCUUGUAAAAGGUGAUAAAGAAAAUAUUCCUUCCAUAAAGGCCCUCAGAGAAAAAGCUGACUUUGUAGAUGAUGUGAUGGCUAGAAGGCAGCGUUAUGAUUCACUAGAAGACAGCAGUGAAAGUGAAAACUCCCCUGUCUCAAGAAGGAAAAGAAGAACUAGUAUUGGUUCAUCAAGCAGCGAUGAGUAUAAGCAGGAAGAUAGUCAAGCAUCAGGUGAUGAUGAAGACUUCAUUAGAAAACAGAUCAUAGAAAUGAGUGCUGAUGAAGAUGUCUCUGGUUCAGAUGAUGAUGAUUUCAUCAGGAAACAACUCAAAGAAAUCAGUAUUAGUGAGAGCCAGAAGAAGGAAGAAACAAAAGGCAAGGGGAAAGGGCUAAUUGGGAAGCAUAGGCGACUCACCAGAAAAAGUAGUACCAGCUUUGAUGAAGAUGCAGGGAGACGCCAUUCCUGGCAUGAUGAAGAUGAUGAGACAUUUGAUGAGAGCCCAGAACUAAAAUAUAGAGAAACCAAAAGUCAGGAGAGUGAAGAACUCACUGUUACUGGUGGAGGAGGUCUUAGAAGGUUCAAAACCAUUGAAUUAAAUAGCACAGUCACUGAUAAAUACCCUGAAGACUCUGUGCAAAAGAAAGCAAGUUUAUAUUUUGAUGAAGAACCAGAACUUGAAAUGGAAAGUCUUACUGAUUCACCAGAAGAUAGAUCACGAGGAGAAGGAUCAUCUAGUCUGCAUGCUUCCAGUUUCACACCUGGCACAUCUCCCACAUCAGUGUCAUCUCUCGAUGAGGAUAGUGACAGUAGUCCUAGCCACAAAAAGGGAGAGAGCAAGCAGCGUAAAUCUAGACACCGAUCACAUGGCCCUCUUCUUCCUACUAUUGAAGAUUCUUCAGAAGAAGAAGAGAUGAGGGAAGAAGAAGAAUUAUUAAAAGAGCAAGAAAAACAACGUGAAUUAGAACAGCAGCAAAGAAAGAGUUCCAGUAAAAAAUCAAAGAAGGACAAAGAUGAACUUCGGGCUCAAAGAAGAAGAGAAAGGCCAAAAACACCACCCAGCAAUCUCUCUCCAAUUGAAGAUGCAUCUCCUACAGAAGAAUUACGUCAGGCUGCAGAGAUGGAGGAGUUGCAUAGAUCCUCUUGCUCUGAAUAUUCACCAAGCAUAGAAUCAGACCCAGAAGGGUUUGAAAUUAGCCCAGAAAAAAUAAUAGAAGUGCAAAAAGUUUAUAAAUUGCCCACAGCUGUUUCUUUAUAUUCUCCAACAGAUGAACAAUCUAUUGCAAUUCAAAAAGAAGGUGGCCAAAAGGUAUUAAAAAGUGCUGAGGAAAUGUAUGAAGAAAUGAUGCAUAAAUCCCACAAAUCAAAAGCAUUUCCAGUUUCAACAGAAAAAGAUGAAGUGUUUGAGAAGGAGCCAUUAUAUGGUGGAAUGCUAAUAGAGGAUUAUAUUUAUGAAUCUCUGGUAGAAGAUACAUACAAUGUUGCUGUUGAUAGCAGUCUAUUAACAAGACAAGAUGAAGGUAGUGAAUUUAUUCAGCCAGGAGGGAGAGAGAGAAAAAUGAGACUUCCAGAGGAAACCUAUGAAGAUCCUAUGCAGAAAAUCUCAGAUUUGCAGAAAGAAUUUUAUGAGCUAGAGAGCUUACACUCUAUGGUGCCUCAAGAAGAUAUUGUAUCAAGCUCAUUUAUCAUCCCUGAGAGUCAUGAAAUUGUGGAUCUAGGUACUAUGGUAACAUCAACAAGUGAAGAAAAACAGUUAUUAGAUGCAGAUGCAGCCUAUGAGGAACUCAUGAAGAGACAACAAAUGCAGCUAACCCCAGGGUCUAGUCCAACUCAACCAGCCACUGAGCAUGAUAUAACAGAGCCUACAGUAGACUUUGACAGGAUGCCUGAUACCUCACUGACAUCUAGUAUUCUCUCAGGAGCCUCACUCACAGACUCAACUAGUAGUGCGACACUUUCUAUCCCAGACGUGAAAAUAACACAGCACUUUUCGCCAGAGGAAAUAGAGGAUGAAUAUAUAACUGAUUAUACCAGAGAAAUUCAAGAGAUAAUUGCCCAUGAAUCAUCAAUUUUAGCAUACUCUGAGCCCUCAGAAAGUGCAACAUCUGUGCCACCAUCCGACACGCCUUCUCUUACAUCAUCUAUUUCAUCAGUUUGUACAACAGAUAGCUCCUCACCUAUUACUGCACCAGAAACCACAACUGCAGUUUUUACAGAUACGGUGGACCAACUAGCUAAAUUUCAGGAUUCUGAAAAGAUUCCAUCAUUACCUCCCUUUCCAGUAGACACAAAAGUGUAUUCAGGAAUAGUUGUAUCUUUAGAUCAGACUGCCCAACCCCCUCCUAAAACAAUUGUUGAUCAUGUCGCAAUUUCUCUUCCUGAUCUUCCACUGUCUGUCACAGUACCUGAAGAAGCCAAACCGAAGCAGUCUAUUUCUGACUCUUUUUCUGUUGAUUCAUCUGUGUCUGAAAAAGAAGACACAGUAAGGAAAACUAAGAGUAAAAAUGGAAAUGGUGUCAUGCUGGAAACUUACAAAGAUAAAAGUAAGGCACCUGUACCUUCACUACGUAGAAUUAGCUCUGUAGAUUCGGUGUCUGCUCAACCACCUCCAAGUACCACUGCAGUUCCAGUUAGUGAUCAAAUGUCAACAAUUUCUUCUAUGUCUAGAGAGGUGACAGAUACUGUAUCACAAUUGCCAUCUUUGACUUCUUCAGUUCCUGCUGUGACACCUAGAGCACCUCUUCUUUGGAGAAGUUAUUCUUUGGAUUCAUCUGCCCAACCCCCGCCUGCUCCUCUUCCUCCCCCUCCUCCUCCCCCUCCUCCUCCUCCUCCACCACCUCCUCCACUUCCCCCACCAACUCCUCCUAAACCUGCUAUUUAUCCUAAGAAGAAGUCUUUGAAAGCUCCUGCAGUGACAUCAGCUGCUGUUGUACCUUCAGUUGACACUGUUGCUCCUGUGGAGUCUGCUGCUAUCCCAAGGAACAAUGUGAUACCUGUAACAAAAGCAUACACUCCUGCACCACCUCCUGUUCCACCUAAGCCGUCUUUAAUUCCAUCAGGACUUGUAUUUACUCACAGGUCUGUUGAGGGAAUCAAACCUCCAAUUGCUCCUAAACCAGCCAUCCCUCAGCCUCCAAUAACUACACAGAUGCCAGUGGAUACACAUCCCAAACCAACAGGUUUAUCCUUAACUUCCAGUAUGACAUUGAAUUUAGUGACUUCAGCCGAUUACAAACUGCCAUCCCCUACAUCCCCCUUGUCUCCACAUUCCAACAAGUCGUCACCGAGGUUUUCCAAAUCAUUGAUGGAGACUUAUGUUGUUAUAACAUUGCCUUCUGAACCAGGAACUCCAACAGAUUCUUUAACUAGUCAGGCAGUGACCAGCUGGCCUUUGGGAUCACCUUCUAAGGAACUGGUUUCUCUGGAGCCUGUAUUUACUACAGUUCUUCCUGUGACAAGUGUGGAGGUUCAGAGCAUAUCAGAUAAGAGCCUGUAUUCCUCAGGUGCUUUACAGACUCUGUAUGCUGCCCCAGUCGUGACACAGUCUCCGUUCCAUAUAGUCCCAGAUUCAGUAACUCCAUUACUAUCGAGUAAAGUGACCAAAACUGUGGUUUCAUCAGUAGACAGCACAAUUCCUAGUGUUGAUUCAAGUAGUGUUUCUAUAACGAUUCCUCCAGAGCCCAUGCCUCAAGAACCCUUAGCGUUAGAGAAACCAAGCUAUAAAGAAAAUGGAAAGUUUCAACUCUUUGGGGAUGUUAUUGAUCUACGUACAGUACCAAAGGUUGGUGGUGAAAUACUUGGAAGCUGCAUGGAUCUGUCUGCUGCUCCGAUGGAUGUGAGAAGGCAGACCACAGCAAGUGAGGCUUAUGGCAGACAAAUCAGCACAGUUAAACCUGCUAUCAUAAACCUCAGUGCAACAUCAUCGGUAGUGACACCACUAGCCCUGGUCACAGAAACUAUGGCUGUUGUGACAUGUACAACUAGCAUAAGUUAUACCACAAGCACAGAAAGCUUGGUUGGGGCAGAUCAUUCUAUGAUGACACCACUUCAGUUAACAACAUCAAAACAUACUGAGCCUAUGUACAGAAAAACAAGUGUCCCAGUCUUCCCCACACUAAGGGAGGAAGCACCAAUAAACUUAUCUCUAAGUACUGCUGCCCAUGCAGUAACACUGCCUACCACCAAACCUAUCACUGCAUCUCCACCUAGUGUUACAAAUGGAUGGGCUGAUCUCUCCACAUCUCAGGGGCCUCAAGAUGGUGGUGCAGUGGAUCUCAGCACUACAAAGUCUCACCGAACUGUAGUCACAGUGGAUGAGUCUACUUCAGGUGUGGUGACUACUGUCAUAGAAGAUGAUGAGAAACCAGUGGAUUUGACUGCAGGGAGAAGAGCGGUUUGCUGCGAUGUUGUUUAUAAGUUACCAUUUGGAAGAAGCUGUACAACACAACAGCCUGCAACCACUCUUCCAGAAGAUCGUUUUGGUUACAGGGAUGAUCACUACCAGUAUGAUCGGUCAGGACCGUAUGGUUAUAGAGGAAUUGGAGGCAUGAAGCCUUCCAUGUCUGACACAAACUUAGCAGACACUGGAGUUUUUCUUUAUAAGAGUAAGAAUACCUUUGAUUAUACUGGAGGGGCUGAUACAGCAGUAGAUCUAACUUCUGGAAGAAUAACUACAGGUGAGGUAAUGGAUUAUUCAAGCAAGACCACAGGUCCCUAUCCUGAGACUCGACAAGUUAUUUCAGGCACUGGGAUUAGUGCACCACAGUAUUCAACAGCAAGAAUGACCCCUCCACCAGGAUCCCCAUAUGGCAUGGGCAGUGUUUUGAGAGCUUCUAAUGGUGUAGUCUAUUCUUCGGUAGCAACUCCAAUCCCUUCUACAUUUGCUAUCACUACUCAGCCUGGCUCUAUUUUCAGCACCACUGUGAGAGAUUUGUCUGGCAUUCAUACAACUGACGCAAUAACAGCUUUGCAGCAGACCCAGCCGUUACCUAGAUCAUAUGGUUUCCUAACAACGGGAGCAUCUGACAAGGAUGGUUCUGUGGCUGCUAUAGAUAUUGAAACAAGCUUGCAAACACUGGCUGCAGAAAGUCUCACUGCCGAGGCCAUUGAAGUGAUUCCCACUUUGACCACAGCAUCUGAGGUGUUUCCUGAAGUCCUGGGAGAUGACAGUGCUCUUGUCGUUGGGACUGAAGAAGAGAAGCAGCAGCAGCUUGAUUUGGAACGGGAGCUCCUGGAACUUGAGAAAAUUAAGCAGCAGCGCUUUGCCGAGGAGUUGGAGUGGGAACGACAGGAAAUACAAAGAUUCCGAGAGCAGGAGAAGUUUAUGGUUCAAAAGAAACUGGAAGAACUGCAAUCUAUGAAGCAGCACCUCCUCUUACAGCAGGAAGAAGAGAGGCAAGCUCAGUUUAUGAUGAGGCAGGAAACAUUGGCGCAGCAACAACUACAGCUCGAGCAAAUCCAGCAGCUUCAGCAGCAGCUUCACCAGCAGCUAGAAGAGCAAAAGAUCCGCCAGAUCUACCAAUAUAACUAUGAUCCUUCUGGAACAUCCUCACCACAAACUACUGCCGAACAAGCAAUUCUUGAAGGUCAGUAUCCAGCAGUAGAGAGAAGCCAGUUUUGGUCCACUGAAGAUGUCACCACCACAGCUUCAGCUGUAGUGGCCAUUGAAAUCCCGCAGAGCCAAGGUUGGUACACGGUUCAAUCCGAUGGUGUUACUCAAUACAUUGCUCCACCUGGCAUACUGACUACUGUUUCUGAUAUGCCUCUAACUGAUGUUGUUGUGAAGGAUGAAAAGCAACUUAAAAAGAGGACUUCUGGAGCUAAGCUGCGUGGCCAGUAUGAUGAGCUUGAUGAAACUGGGGGUGAAGAUCCCCGGUGUUUUAAAAAAAUAGUAGACAGUGGAGUACAAACUGAUGAUGAAGAUGGAGCAGAUAGAAGUUAUACCAAUCGGAGAAGGAGAAGUAAAAAGAGUGUGGAUACCAGUGUCCAGACUGAUGAUGAAGAUCAGGAUGAGUGGGAUAUGCCCAGUAGAUCACGGAGAAAAUCACGUCCUGGGAAAUAUAGUGAUGGCACACCUGAAAUUGACAAGACUAAACCCCUUUCCAAGGUGUCUAGUAUAGCAGUCCAAACAGUGGCAGAAAUAUCAGUGCAGACUGAACCAGUUGGGACCAUAAGAACACCUUCCGUACGUGCUCGAGUGGAUGCAAAAGUUGAAAUAAUCAAACACAUUUCAGCUCCUGAAAAGACAUAUAAAGGUGGAAGUUUAGGAUGUCAAACAGAGGCGGACCCCGAUGCACAGAGUCCUCAGUAUUUGAGUGCCACAUCUUCACCCAAAGACAAGAAACGUCCAACACCUUUAGAAAUAGGUUAUUCGUCUCAUCUUCGGGCAGAUUCCACACUACAGCUAGUACCAUCCCCACCAAAAUCCCCAAAGGUCCUUUAUUCACCCAUUUCUCCAAUUUCACCAGGCAAAGCCUUAGAAUCAGCCUUUGUACCUUAUGAAAAACCCAUCACUGAUGAUAUCAGCCCUCAGAAAAUAUUGCACCCAGACAUGGCAAAGGUUCCACCAGCAAGCCCAAAGACUGCAAAAAUGAUGCAGAGGUCAAUGUCUGACCCGAAGCCUUUGAGUCCAACAGCAGAAGAGAAUUCCAGAGUGCAUUUUCAGUACACAGAGGGCUACUUGACCAAAGGUUCUCAGACCAUGACAGCUUCCGGCACCCAGAAGAAAGUAAAGAGGACAUUACCAAAUCCACCUCCUGAAGAAACUUCCUCAGGGACCCCAUCAGCAUAUAGCACCAUGGGUUCCGUUUCGCGAAGAAGAAUCUGCAGAACUAAUACAAUGGCAAGAGCCAAAAUCCUCCAGGAUAUAGAUAGAGAACUUGACCUUGUGGAAAGGGAAUCAGCAAAGCUCAGGAAGAAGCAAGCUGAAUUGGAUGAGGAAGAAAAAGAGAUUGACGCAAAGUUACGGUACUUGGAAAUGGGAAUCAACAGAAGAAAAGAAGCGCUUUUAAAGGAAAGAGAAAAGAGAGAGAGAGCCUACCUCCAGGGAGUAGCUGAGGACCGUGAUUAUAUGUCUGAUAGUGAAGUAAGUAGCACUAGGCCAACCCGAAUAGAAAGUCAGCAUGGUUUGGAAAGACCAAGAACUGCACCCCAAACUGAAUUCAACCAAUUUAUGCCCCCCCAAACACAGCCAGAAUCUCAGUUAGUUCCACCAACAAGUCCUUACACCCAGUAUCAGUUCACCUCUCCUGCUCUUCCUACACAAGCACCAACUCAGUAUACCCAACAGUCUCCUUACCAACAGCAGCCUUUAUACCAUCAGCAGGUUUCCCCAUAUCAGACCCAACCCACCUUCCAAACUGUGGCGACAAUGUCCUUCACACCACAAACACAGCCUCCACCGACUCCACAGCCUUCAUAUCAACUCCCAUCCCAGAUGAUGGUGAUACAGCAAAAGCCACGGCAAUCUACAUUGUAUUUGGAACCUAAAAUAACCUCUAAUUAUGAGGUCAUUCGAAACCAACCCCUGAUGAUAGCACCGGUUUCCACUGAGAAUACUUAUGCGGUUUCCCACCUUGGUAGUAAGUAUAAUAGUUUAGACUUAAGAAUAGGUUUAGAGGAAAGAAACAGCAUAGCAGGCAGUCCAAUUUCAAGCAUAUCAGCAGAUUCUUUCUAUGCAGAUAUAGAACAUCACACACCACGGAAUUAUCUCUUAAUUGAUGAUAUUGGUGAACUUACUAAGGGUACAGCAGCCCUGAGCACUGCAUUUAGCCUUCAUGAUAAGGAUCUGACAAAAACUGACCGCCUCCUUCAAACAACAGAGGCACGCAGAACUCAAGAAGUUACAGAUUUUCUGGCACCUUUACAGACUUCUUCUAGACUGCAUUCCUAUGUAAAAGCAGAUGAAGACCCAAUGGAUGAUCCCUAUGAGCUGAAACUUCUGAAACAUCAAAUCAAGCAGGAAUUCCGUCGUG
Molecule: messenger RNA, 12294 nt
Organism: Phascolarctos cinereus (koala)
Lineage: Eukaryota; Metazoa; Chordata; Mammalia; Diprotodontia; Phascolarctidae
Product: protein piccolo
Biological process (GO): presynaptic active zone assembly; protein localization to synapse
Cellular component (GO): glutamatergic synapse; cytoskeleton of presynaptic active zone; GABA-ergic synapse
Molecular function (GO): structural constituent of presynaptic active zone; metal ion binding
Source: RefSeq, a predicted model, not a curated record